Arabidopsis thaliana (thale cress) is the source of this 1425-nucleotide messenger RNA. RefSeq names its product P-loop containing nucleoside triphosphate hydrolases superfamily protein. The coding region runs from base 1 to 1425 and encodes 474 amino acids. The record is from RefSeq and is marked reviewed. Gene Ontology annotation, biological process: response to stress. NCBI's taxonomy places the organism in Eukaryota, Viridiplantae, Streptophyta, Magnoliopsida, Brassicales, Brassicaceae. The transcript has a single exon. Gene Ontology annotation, molecular function: ATP hydrolysis activity; ATP binding.
AUGAUGGGAAAUAUGUUUGGUUCAAGCUUGGCGAGUUUGUUCUUCUUGUGGGCAACUAUUCAACAAAUCUUCCCUAACCACCUUAAGAUCGCCAUUAAGGAGUUUUUUCUCUCUACAAUCCAGCAAAUCUCUUUUGCCAAGAGAUUUUCCGACAAAUUCAUUAACUUUUUCUCACCUUAUGUCCAAAUCAACUUCUCUGAAUACGAAGAUUAUCGAGUCAAUCACGCUUUCGACCCUAUCGAGACUUACCUUGGAGCAAAAGCAACUGAUAAAGCCAAGCAUCUAAGAGCAAGCCAGGUUAGAGAGAGUAAGGGCUUGGUUUUAAAACGAGACGAGACUAAAGUCCGAGAUGAGUAUGAAGGAAUUCGUGUCUGGUGGGAGAUGGAAACCGACUCCGCAGGAUAUAAAACAUUGAAGCUCACUUUCCAUAGACGCUCGCGAGAUAUUGUAACCAACUCUUACAUAAAAUAUGUUGUUGAAGAAGGCAAAUCGAUUGAUGCUAAGAACAAGAAGAUGAAGUUGUUCACAAACAAUCCGAGUUCUCAUUGGGGAUCCAGCAAGACUAGUUUUUGGAGAUAUAUUGACUUUGAGCAUCCUGCGACUUUCGAGACGUUAGCUAUGGAUCCGAAGAAGAAAGAGCAGAUCUUGAAUGAUCUUGCUGCGUUUAAUAACGGUAAAGAUUAUUACAAGAAGAUUGGGAAAGCUUGGAAGAGGGGUUACUUGCUCUAUGGACCACCGGGAACCGGUAAAUCAACAAUGAUCGCUGCAAUGGCGAAUCUUUUGAACUAUAGUAUCUACGAUCUUGAACUCACGGCUAUACAGAACAACUCAGAGUUGAGGAAAAUACUCACUGCUACUUCUAAUAAGUCGAUUAUCGUGAUUGAAGACAUUGAUUGCUCGUUGGAUCUUACUGGCAAAAGAAAGAAGAAAGAGAGCAACUUGAUGAUAUGGAGAAAAGAUGGAGACCAAGACAAUGAAGAAAACAAGAGUUUCGUAACACUCUCGGGGCUUUUGAACUUCAUUGACGGGAUCUGGUCUGCUUGUGGACAAGAGCGGAUCAUUGUCUUCACCACGAAUCACUUGGCGAAACUUGACCCUGCUCUAAUCAGGAGAGGGAGAAUGGAUAUGCAUAUAGAGUUGUCCUAUUGCACUUUCGAGGCGUUCAAGACUCUAGCCAAGAACUAUCUGGAUCUUGAUUCUCAUCCCCUGUUCAGUAAGAUCGAGUCUUUAAUGAAGGAAACGAAUAUCGCGCCGGCUGAUGUUGCUGAGAACUUGAUGAAGAAGAAUCGUGAAACAGAUGCUGAUGGAUCUCUUAACGAUCUGAUUGAGUCUCUGGAGAGAAAGAAGAAGGUUCAGAUAGCUCAAGUAGAUGAACACAAGGAAUAUAGUAAUAAGAUAGUUGAAGCAUUUCGCAAGUUAUUUUAA